Paraglomus brasilianum is the source of this 369-nucleotide messenger RNA. The record is from the annotation of a GenBank genome assembly. NCBI's taxonomy places the organism in Eukaryota, Fungi, Glomeromycota, Glomeromycetes, Paraglomerales, Paraglomeraceae.
GCAUUCGGUGGUGUCAACUUGAAAGUUACGCUGAGCGAAGAUUCGAUUCAAUUGAAGUAUGAUUCACCACUUUCUGACUGGAAUGCGUCGUGGAUCUUGCAUAUGAUUCAUGUUCCUUCGACCAUUGAAGUUCAACAUGCAUUGUCCCCUGUGCAGGCACGACCAAUGGCUCAACGACCGCCUCUAUUUCCGUCUGAUAGGGCUAUGUGUUGUGAGCUUUGGCUGGUUAUUAGUAGUUCUGCUGUACAAGUUAGUCGUCGUCAAGUGCAGACUAUAGACUAUUACUAUGGCUGCUGCUUUCGUGGCUGCUUUGUUCCGCUGCUGAUCCAAGCGAACCUGAAUAUCGAAGCAAACACAAGCAGUUUCUAA